UGAGACAAGACAGAGUGCCGCGUGGAUCUCUCCUCAAAAGCUGAGCGUCCAAGGAAAGAGCGUGAGGGAGUCUUUGUGAAUCAGAUUCCACGGAAUUCAAAACAUUCCAAAAAAGAAAAAAAAGAGCUCGGAGAAGAAAGAACAAUGUCAAGUGCAAUCAUGAGACGAAACUCCAGCAAGCAAGGCUUACAGAAUCUUCUGAGAGUGACGGCCCAGCGAAGUAUCGAAGAUGCUGAGGAGAUUGAGAGAGAAAGGCGACGUCGGGCUCGGGAGGCCUUCCGCAAUCAACACAGCCUGUCUAGAUCUGCUGGGUCCCCUCAGGACAGUGUGAACACACCUGAGGCCAGCCUCUACGAAAGUGAACUUAAACCCAGCAGUCCUAUUGCUAUGGAUGAGGAUGAAGGUUUCAGCGAUUGGACCCAGAAACUGGAACAGAGAACACGACUCAGAAUGGAAGAGAACGGCAGUGGAGAAGAGUCGCAAGAGGUGGAGAAAAAUGUGAAUGCAAGAUCUAGACAAAGAGAGAAAACCAGCUUCACCACCUCUAUACAGUCUCAGCAAAUUCAGGGCAGGGAGGAAGAGGAGAAAAGACCAGAGAGACGAAUGGAGAUCAGUGAAAGGGUGAGCAGUCAAAGACCAGAGGAAUGGCAAGAUGACACAAGAGACAGCAAAAGACAACAGGAAAUAAAACCACCAAUGGAGAACAAGAUAAAAGAGGAGAGGAAGGAGGUGAAGGUGUCAUACACGUCUAAAGUCUUCCUACAGCAAGACAGAAUUCCUAAUGGCAAUGGAGAGGCAGCUGCAGAGGAAAUGACAUCACAUCUUGUCAAAACCAAAAGAUCACCUAGCAGGACUGCAGUUGUAGAUCAGGCCUUUGAAACUAAGAAAGACAUGCAUGCCGGUCUGGAGACAGAGCUGAAGCUUGAGAAGAUUAGACGUAGCCAACAGGAAAAGGAGAGCCAGGAAAUGGAGCACCUACGGCAGCGUCAGGCCGAGGCUGAGCUGGAGCUAGAGGAACUGAAAAAGAAGAGAGAGGAACGCCGCAAAGCUCGUGAAGAUGAGGAGCGGAGGAGAGAAGAAGAGGAACAGCAGAAACUAGCCAAAAAAGAGGAGGACAAGAGACAGAUGAAGGAGGACAUUGAGAGGAGGAGGAUGGAGGCAGCAGAGAAGAGAAUGAAGAAUAUCAACAUCACUUCCACAGAUGGUGAUGACCCAUUUAACCCUCUAAACCCCAUCAGUCCAACUUUCAAGAUCACAGAGAGAACAGAAUCACUGAAUCGAUCUUUGAAGAAGAGUAACAGUUUCAAGAAGUCCCAGAGACCCGUACUCCUACCCAAGAUUGAUGACAAACUGGAACAAUACACACAAGCAAUCGAGAUCUCCUCUAAAGAAGCAAAGAUGACUAAGCCAGCAGUAGUGGACAUGCCAUGUGUUUCUCCUCCGGUGGCCUCCAAAAAAAAUCUGUUUGAAGCAGGAGAGGCCUGGAGUCAAACCAGCCUAAAAGGAACGCCCUCAAAGGAUACAGACAUUGUGAAAGUCGGAGUAGCAAACUUGAUCAACCAUUGGGUGAAAGGAAGUCCAGAAGGGGGGAAUAGACAAUCUCCUUCUACAGCAUCUGAUGUUAAACCUGGAGAUGUUCUGCAGAAAAAGAACAUGUGGGAAAUUAUUGGAGAAGGCUCUACAGCUGAGAAGUCAGGACUGGGAGGAAAGGUCUCCUCCUCAGGUAAACGGUACAAGUUCAUUGUGACAGGCCAUGGCAAAUACGAGAAGAUCCCCGCUGAAGGGGAUCGUUAUAGUGUCUACCCAAAUGGAAAAUCAAGUGAAUUAUCCAGCGAUGAUUUGUGAAGAAUUUAAUUCAGCAAUAACACCUUUUCUGAUCCACCAAGAUGAUUUUGAUUUUUGAUGAUUGCUUCAUUUUUGACUGUUCUAAUGUCAAGUAUUUGGGAAAUUUUCUUACAAUCUAUUUGUCAUAUAUACAAUUUAAAAAACUUCUCUGAAUUUUUUUUUAUUUUUCCCCAGUAUUUUUCUGCAGUGUUUGUGCUGAUAUUAUGCUGUCUUUUAAAAAUGUAUGAGUAUGAACUGAAUGUGAACGUCAAAUAGAUAUUUACGAUUUUUGUUUUUAUAUUGAUUAUCUAUGCUAUUUUUUAUACUCUGACACGUUGUUACAUUUAUAUAGACUUGAAAAUAAAAAAAAUAAAAAAUAGAUGCAUAGUAGAAUAAUCCAAAAACAUAUUGCAAAUUCCUGCAGUGGAUUCAUAUGCCUUUUAAGUCAUUACCAAUUUGUUUUACUCCUUGGUGUUAUAUUUUAUUACAAAUAUGACAUUGAUUUUCUCACCUCUCUGCUAUUGUUCAUUGGUUUGAUUAACGCAUAAUUGACUACACUUAUUGGUUUUCAAGAAAACACUGGAAUUAGUCCAUUUAUCAUAUUUAUAAUAUUAAUAUAAACCUGUUUGUUUAGUUACAAACUUUUUUUCUACCCAAUGGUAUCAUGGUUAAAUUAAGAAUGUGAUUUAUAGUCCAUUUCCGCUUUUAAAUUUUAAUAAAUUUGAUAUUUUGUAUGAUUCUUAA
Molecule: messenger RNA, 2568 nt
Organism: Ctenopharyngodon idella (grass carp)
Lineage: Eukaryota; Metazoa; Chordata; Actinopteri; Cypriniformes; Xenocyprididae
Gene: lsp1a
Product: lymphocyte specific protein 1 a
Exons: 13
Coding region: 145-1845 (566 amino acids)
Biological process (GO): muscle contraction
Molecular function (GO): myosin binding; calmodulin binding; actin binding
Source: RefSeq, a predicted model, not a curated record